Messenger RNA from Mugil cephalus (flathead mullet), 3581 nucleotides. RefSeq names its product heparan sulfate (glucosamine) 3-O-sulfotransferase 4 (gene hs3st4). The record is from RefSeq and is a predicted model, not a curated record. Gene Ontology annotation, molecular function: [heparan sulfate]-glucosamine 3-sulfotransferase activity. Lineage: Eukaryota; Metazoa; Chordata; Actinopteri; Mugiliformes; Mugilidae. Bases 849 to 2099 code for a protein of 416 amino acids. The transcript is spliced from 2 exons.
UCUCCACACAGCUAUCUCAGAUUAGGAAAUCUGACGUUUAUAGCCCCAUACUUGCGCACGGACAGAGAGGGGGGGAAAAAAAGUGGGUGUACACACUAGUUGUGCUGUGUGGCUUCACAGCGCUUCGGCUCAGAUGAGCUCACCCAGCCGAUGCGCACAUCGUAGGAUCCUACCAAUGUGAGAAGGCGCAAAGGACGGCGAGCAGCAGCCUGGUCAGUGGGAAGUGUGGACGCUUUUGUGCAAAGGCUGCCGAGUUUCCAGCGCACAAAGUGGAUAGAGAGGAGCGUAAAGGAUUGCGCGCCUCUUUGUCUCAUGUUGGGAGUAUUCAGUGGAUUUGUUGUCUGCCUGGAUGGAUGGAAAUCCACUCUUUUUAUUCCAGAUGGGACUGGACUUCGGGCUGAGCGGCUGGUGAUAAGAUUCCUACUUUGACCACUCAGCUGUUCAUUUUCUUUCCCCUCCUCUCCCUCUCUUAAAAUGCCAGGAUUUCGUCCAUCAUACACUGUCCAGUUCUUGCCAGGCUGCUCAUUUGGAAGGACGCCAGACCUCCAGCUUCUCAAAUCUGCAAGUUCAGUCCAAUAAAUUGUGACAUUGUCUGUCAGCCUUGGAAUAAGAAAUCGAUACUCGUGAAAAGGGGACGCGAUAUUCUUCCGGAAUUUUAACGAUCCGUUUCUCCGCUGUUCUUAUAAAUAUGUGAUCUGGUUUGGAUUAGGAUGGUUUGGUCCAGCUUCACGCUUUUUCAGCUGGAGCAGCGCUGAUAGUGACUGAUUAUUGCUGUUGAUUUUGUCCAUGCAAGACUCUGGGUGGAAACAUGUCUGGCCACUUCUUUGAAAGGAUCACUGCUAUCAGAGAUGGCAUUUUGGUCCAGCACCUCGGUUUUCACCUCUAAAGUGCCCCGGAAAAUCUUAUUCAUGUUCACCCUCUCCCUCUCUGUCACCUACUUGUUCUAUAGCUUGAUGAGCUGCUACAACUCGCUGCAGUUCCCGCUGCAAGAGAACUAUGUGUAUCAGGGGAGGCUGGUGACGGAGGAGACAACUUUUGUGACAUUGAGGGAGAAACUUUAUUCCGCUUCGCAGGCUUUUACAGAAUUCACCGACGCCGAGAGGACGACCUCGGCUUCCACCGCGAAGGCGCACGCCGAGGCCGAACAAAGGACAGUGGAGUGGAUUAAGACUCAGGCGUCUCCGACUAAAUCGGCGGCGGCGUAUCACACCACCGCGCUGGAGAGGGAGCACCAGGAAUUCAGCACCACGGACAGCGAACUCAGGGUGAACUGCACCUCGGAUUAUGGAGAGAAGAAACUUCCCCAAGCCAUCAUCAUCGGGGUGAAGAAAGGGGGAACCAGAGCGCUGCUGGAGGCUCUCAGGGUGCACCCGGACGUCAGAGCCGUUGGAAAUGAGCCACAUUUCUUUGACAGAAACUAUGAGAAGGGGCUGGACUGGUACAGAGACCUGAUGCCUUCGACGCUGGAGGGGCAGAUCACCAUGGAGAAGACUCCCAGCUACUUCGUGACUAACCACGCCCCGAAGCGCAUCCACUCCAUGGCCAGGGACAUCAAGCUUAUUAUCGUGGUGCGUAAUCCUGUCACUAGAGCCAUCUCAGACUACACGCAGACUCUGUCCAAGAAACCCGAGAUCCCCACUUUUGAGGUUCUGGCUUUUAAGAACCGGACGCUGGGUCUCAUAGAUGCCUCGUGGAGUGCGUUGCGCAUCGGAAUAUAUGCUCUUCACCUGGAGAGCUGGAUGCAGUAUUUCCCGCUCUCCCAGAUGCACUUCGUCAGCGGGGAGAGACUCAUUGUGGACCCCGCGGGCGAAAUGGCCAAAGUGCAGGACUUCCUGGGACUGAAGCGGAUCGUCACAGACAAACACUUUUACUUCAACAAAACGAAAGGAUUUCCGUGUCUGAAGAAGCCGGAGGACAGCAGCACUCCCAGGUGCCUCGGCAAGUCCAAAGGGAGAACUCACCCUAAAAUUGACCCGGACGUGAUUCGGCGGCUGCACAAGUUCUACAAACCCUUUAACAUGAUGUUCUACCAAAUGACUGGCCAGAACUUUGAGUGGGAGCUGGACGAGGACAGCGAGUCCCGCGGCUCUCAGGACUAGCAUGGCACGGCUCAGCUACACCACCAGCCUUCUCACUAUCGUUGUCUCGCUUCAUCCUCGGAGAGAGUGCUUGAGCACGCCAAUCAAUCAUGGCUGUCUUUGCAGUGUCUGUAUCCAUUAGCAAGAGUUUACUGACAUGCUUUUUCUCGAUGAUGGCAAAUCAUUAUUGUAUAUACUAAACAUAAAAUAUAUUUAUAUUUGUGUAAAGGAGAUGAUUUAUUCCUUUUUGUUUUUAAAGCAUAGAACGGAUAUAUAUAAAAAAAAAAAAGAAUCAUGUUGACUAUGGCAAUGCAUGCGAUGAGUUAAGUGUCCUUACCUCAUGAGCCCUAAGGGUAAACUCUGCCUGUUUCUUCUCCCUUUACUUUCCUGCAGUUUGUUGCCCUCACACCCACUCACCAGCAUUCGGUACAAAAAAAGAUGUUCUAUUUCAACGGCCAAGGCCGUGAAGUGUUCAGCAUUAUUUCUUUCAACACGGCCCUGCUGCUUUAGCGGAGCGAGAUAAGACAACGCGAUAGAGAUGUAGUGCUCCUUUGACGCGUGCUCAUCCUUUCAUUUGUCCACAUUCCGAGUGUAGACAAUCCUUUUAAGUUUACCAAAGUGUUCAUUUACUCUGUGUCACUGCUCUGGUUCCUCUGCACUCAUUAAUUGCGCACAUAUUCAAUAAGGGAGCUGAUGUACAGUGGCCGUCGUUCAAUAAUUGGAUUGUUUCACUGCACGCUUGGAAAUUAGCAUACUGAUGACCGAGCACUGCGAUGCGGUGCAGUAUCAGUGGUUUCGGUGUAGUUCUGCAAAUGAACGCACCUCCCUGUGCAUCGAGCAGCUCUGCGUCUCAACAGAAAUAAGUUCCUGCUGCAAAGGGCGCCCCCCCCCCCCAAAAAAAAAUAUUACAACGUCGGAUUAUAAUAUUGGUCCGGUUUGCCUUGUGACCUUCCUCUUGUCACAGUAAUACAUGUCAACGAGGGUGAAGAAAAACACCGGGGGGGCCGAGCAGAAGUUUGCUACCAAACAUCUGCUGCCACGCUGUCUUCUGUCGUUAGAGAUUAAUGGUGUGUUAAAUAAACUGCUGCCGCUGGAACAAUGUCAAUGUCAGAGAGAAUUUGCUGUCAAGGUAGGGCUACAUACAUGCCCAGGUAAAUUACCCCGGCCGCUGCUGUAUGUGCUUAACGUGAAUGAGAUAAUAUCUGCGAGGGGGGAAAUGUGAUGAAUAGCAAACGCUUGAUCAUGUGACCAGCGGUGCGCGAUGGCUGGAUGCUUGUAUUGAAUAUUGCAGCUGUGAAAUGCUCAUUUACUCAUGCAAUGAAAUAACAACAUGUCCCACCAUCUUUAUUAUUUCCUGACUUUUGCAUAGCUCGCUGUGUGCGUGCGUGCGUGCGUGCGUGCGUGUGUGUGCGUCCGUCUGUCUGUCUGUUGUCUCUGGAUUUUUCAUCAAUUGAGACAAUCAAUACAGCCAAUGAGUCAAUAAAUACAGUCUGCUACACAUUA